GGCGACCCAUUUUAUCAAUCUAACAGGACAGCGCAAUCCGCAACUGAUUUAUUAGUGGGCAGUCUAUAGUGAACAAGAUGGAAGUGAUACCUGAGAGAGAGGACCUUUUUCAAGGAAUUCAUGAACUGGAAAUGAGCUACAGAUCUCAUCAUUGGAGGUUGAAGGAUAAAGUACAGGAAGGAAAUGAACUGUUGGGUGAGAAAACCAGACUGCAGGAAUCCUUCCAGUCAAAAAUAAUGGCACUCCAGUUGGAGUUGAAUGAUUCGUGGGACAAGGAGACACAUCUUACUCAAGAAGUUCAAACUUUAAAGAAAGAGCUCACAAAAAAUCAAGACAUUAAGGUACAGGUAUCAAGUGAUCUCCAUGCCAAGAUAAUCAGUCUGCAGGAGUUGUUUCAGUCAGAGGUAAAAGCACUUCAUUUGAAAUUAAAAGAUGCAAGGGAUGAAAAUACCAGGCUGCGUGAGUUGUCAGACAAGUUGGUCAGUGAAAAUACAGAUAUUAAAGAAGAACUGGACCAGGUCUCCAAUCUUCUGGUCAAGGAAGAAAAUGUCAGGGAGGAAAAUGACACUUCCAUAAGAAAGCUGAAAGAGGAGAAUUUGGGCUUGAGUGAAAGAAAUAAAAAAAUGACUGCUGAACUGGUCUGGCUUAAAAGUCUGAGUGAGAAACAACAGACUGUAAAUGAAAAUCUGAAAACAGCAGUGAAUGAGCUACAGAAAAAUGAGAAAACCCUGAAUGACAGCCUCGCUGCUGAGAAGGUCCAAAUAAAAUCUCUCAGAGAGAAACACCACACAGAGGUUCAACAUCUGAGGGAAGCGCUGCAGAGUCAUCAGGAUAACGAGAAGAUUCUGAUGAGGCAGAUUAACAGUCUCACUGCUGAGGUGGCCCAACUGAAAUGUCUGAAUGAAGCAGACCAAGCAGAGAUUCAAAAGUUGAGUACCACAGUGUGUGACCUUGAGAACUGGGCAGAGAAGGCUCAACAAGACCGCAGGGAUAAAGAUGAGUUAAUAGAGAUAGCAACUGCACUUGUAAGCCUGAACGAAACAACGCAGACAGAGAACAAACACCUCUUGGCAUCAGUGCAUGAUCUGCAGGAGAGGGAAACAAUAAUAAAUAAGACUCAGGAGAGUCUGACUGCUGAGGUGGCCCAACUGAAAUGUUUGAAUGAACAAGAUCGCAGGGAUAAAGAUGAGUUAAUAGAGAUAGCAACUGCACUUGUAAGCCUGAACGAAACAACGCAGACAGAGAACAAACACCUCUUGGCAUCAGUGCAUGAUCUGCAGGAGAGGGAAACAAUAAUAAAUAAGACUCAGGAGAGUCUGACUGCUGAGGUGGCCCAACUGAAAUGUUUGAAUGAACAAGACCGCAGGGAUAAAGAUGAGUUAAUAGAGAUAGCAACUGCACUUGUAAGCCUGAACGAAACAACGCAGACAGAGAACAAACACCUCUUGGCAUCAGUGCAUGAUCUGCAGGAGAGGGAAACAAUAAUAAAUAAGACUCAGGAGAGUCUGACUGCUGAGGUGGCCCAACUGAAAUGUUUGAAUGAACAAGAUCGCAGGGAUAAAGAUGAGUUAAUAGAGAUAGCAACUGCACUUGUAAGCCUGAACGAAACAACGCAGACAGAGAACAAACACCUCUUGGCAUCAGUGCAUGAUCUGCAGGAAAGGGAAACAAUAUUAAAUAAGACUCAGGAGAGUCUGACUGCUGAGGUGGCCCAACUGAAAUGUUUGAACGCCACAAACCAAGCAGAAAUUAAAAGUCUGAAGGCAGAAGCACAUGAAAGUCAGACACUGGAAGAGAUGCUUAACAAUGAGAAUAAGAUCAUGGCCGGUGAGUUGGCUCAACAGGAGUUUCUGACAGAGAGACUAAACAACGAAAACAAAGACCUCAGGACUGCUUUGCAAGGUCUUCAGGACCAACUGCAGGAGGCUAUGCAACUAAUCUGUGACAAAGAUGAGCUAAUAACAAAGCAAGCCUCUGAAAUUGCAUUUAAGCAGCAAAUGGUAGAGGAGCUGAACAUGAAAAAGACAAUCCAUGACCCAAAAGAGAUGAUGCAGGAGGAGGAAAUAUUAGCUGAUGUUGAAGAUUUCAGAGAUGAACAUAGGAUCUUGGCUGAAGAUACAGAACAACCAGACUCACCAGAGGAUCAAAGACCUGAAAACGUCCUGGAGACUGAGCACGAGGAGCAGAGAAAUGCGAGUCUCCUGGAGACUACAUGUGAGGAGAAGAAAAAUUACAACCUCCCAGAGCACAGAGAUGACAGCCUCCAAAGAAUCCACCCACAGAGCCUCCAGUACUGA
Scatophagus argus is the source of this 2297-nucleotide messenger RNA. Its product is annotated as early endosome antigen 1-like. Bases 624 to 2297 code for a protein of 557 amino acids. The record is from RefSeq and is a predicted model, not a curated record. NCBI's taxonomy places the organism in Eukaryota, Metazoa, Chordata, Actinopteri, Scatophagidae. The transcript has a single exon.